Messenger RNA from Penicillium salamii, 2409 nucleotides. Lineage: Eukaryota; Fungi; Ascomycota; Eurotiomycetes; Eurotiales; Aspergillaceae. The record is from the annotation of a GenBank genome assembly.
AUGGAGUGGGAGAAGGAAGGCGCUGAAUCAUGGGCAUUGCCAAAUUACGGCCCUCCCCGAUCAUUCAUCGUCGAUAUCCGAAAUGAUGAGAAUCCCGCGAUCGGUGAUAGCUCGGGGCUUGACAAUGAUUAUGAGAACACCACAGACCUUGCUGGUCGGGCAGAAAAUAAGAAGUCAUUACCACCCCUCACAUCAAAGCGAUUGACACCAGCAGGUCGUCUUGCCUCUGCUACUCGACCGCGGACGAUCCAAUCGCUGAUCUUGAGACACCUUGGAACUAACCAAAUCCCGUACAGACAUCAGAAUGCCACGGAGAAGGGAGGUUCAUUUGCUCACGGUCGGCCUGGUUGGUCUGGUCAGCCUGGUCAGCCUGGUCGGCUUGAUCGACCUUGGGAUUCGCGCAGACAGAGAGGACUUCCAAAGCAUGAUCGCAAACCUUCGCUCGUCCCAGGUGACUCAGUGGGAAAAGCAAAGUGGCGCAAGGGCAAUGCUCCAGAUGGUACGGAGUACUUUGAGAUUCAACUUUUUUCGUGUCCAACAGCUUACGUUGAGCCAGCUUUGUUUAGACUCCCGUUUGAAUACGCUUUGUUUGAAGCCAAAGUCGCACAAGCAGAUGACGAUCUGGAGGGCACCGUCUUUUGCAUCCAACUCAUAUCAAAGACCGGCGCUUAUGUGAGAGUCAAAGUAGCAAAUGCCAAAGUUCUUGAAAUUUGGGGCAGGGAUAAUGAGGUAUCCGCUGCUCAAAAAAUGGUACAAAGCUGGGUGGACCGCAUCAACCCCCAGGGUCUUACAACUAGGGAGCCAAUUCGCUGGGACAAGAUCCACGCUCAUUCAAACACGCAAGUUGUGAGCUCCAAGGCCAAGGAGGCGCACAGUGCCAAGUCUGAGCGACUGCGUCAUGAACCGGAGAACCCCACGGAUUUCUUGUACAUCUUCCUAUGGCCUCGUCGCGGCCCUUCGCUUGAUGAUUGUCUAAGCCAACGCCGCCAGCAGCUAGACCAGAUUCGCGAAGGGUAUGCUGUUCACCUCUACAAAAGGGACGGAGUCACAAAUCGCAUUUUUGUCUCUGGAAAUAGCGCGGAAUCACUUUGUGAGGUCGCCGAUGAGCUGCGUGAGAUGUGGCGAGGACUGGCGAUUCAGGCUGAGACUGAGAUUGCACUAUUCCUUCUUGAACCACCCACUUCGAGCCUGAUGACAACAGAUAUUAUCGUGGAAACAAGGGAAGAGUUUUCUAAGCCAGUCCUGUGUGGAAUCAGGAUGCCCAAGGAAGAAGCUAUUGCCUGGGAAUCUCUUGCGCAGGGCUUCAAACAGGAAAACAAAGAUGUCAUUCAAACCCAUCUCCGAAAGGCAUUGGGGUUAGUGCCAAACUUCAAUGAGUUGCUUCAAAUGCGAGCCAAGUUUGGAUGUUUCUUCCUAGAUACAUGCAACAAGCCAGCAAACGGGAGCACUUACUCGUUCAAAGAGUUCCGUGAGGUGUUGAGACUCGGGAAUGUGGAGGGUCGGUUGCUUCCAGGGGUUUGCUUGUCACAGGAAGAGAUAUUCAAGAGGAUCAAGGCGGCAAAGGACUUGCUUGCACCAUGGGCAGGUGUCAAACUCGACUCCCUGAUGGAAAUUAUACCCAAGCACUCCGCCAGCUUUGAUUACCGGACGAGCAGUGACGAAAUCAUCCGGAUAGAGAUGUACUUCUCGCUGCCGUAUGGAACAUGCGAAUUCGAGGUCAACGGAUCUCGCUGCUUCAAGCGACGCCAACCAAAAGCCUCAGGAGACCCGAAGAAGCCAAUGCAGAUUGGGAUGAUUGAUUUUGAGAGGGCUGACUGGCAAAUCGAGAUCAAAGCACUCACGAUUCACAAAGAGCGAGAGGUCGCCGCCGAGCUGGACCGGUUUAAGAGAUCGAUGAGAUACAAGUGGAAUCCAAGCGCGACAAGCAUUGGGUCUUUGCCCCAGCGCAAAGGGGAUUUGCCUAACGGUGCACCGAUCGAUCGGUUUGUUGAGAAGUCAGCAAUCCAGCUGAUUGUCAUCGGCACCCCAUACGUUUUCGAGCUGUCCCGGUUUGAUGAGUAUGUACACACCCAUCGACAUUGGCCUAAAGUGCCCACAAAAAUCUCAUGGGGUGCUACGCUUUUCAACCCCGAAUGGGAUGACAUCCUGGCCGCACAGGCAAACGGCAACCUUGCCAGAACUCCGUGCUUGUCCUCUUUCUUCCCGGCAUCGCCCAGGGAUAUUGCAAAGGCCAAAGAGGGCAUGAGCAAGGAGGAAGCUCAGGCAAGGGAUGGUGAAAUCCGACAGCAACUAGAUGCGGAGGAGCUGAAGCGGUUCAUGAGCAAGGUUCAGACACUGGCCCGCAUGAUGGGCUCCGCCCACAUUAACAUGGACGAAGUUCUGCAGACUGAUAUCGGAACUCUCUUCUGA